AUGGACGGAGAAGGGCAGCAAGGCAGCAGCGAUCACAACAUCGAACUUGACUUCAGCGACGACAAUAACCUUGGCGAUGAGACUGAUGGUGUGUCGUAUGAACCCAACACUGAUGAUGAUGCUAACGCAGCUGCUGCAAAUGAAGACAGCAACGCUGGUGGUGGUGGUGCUGCUGCUGCUGGGAGGACAGCACCAAGGAGUUCCAAGCGCCAUCGCAGAGAGCAAAUCCAACAACUUGAAGCUGUGUUCCAGCAAUGCCCCCAUCCAGAUGAGCAACUCCGGCUGGACCUAAGCAAGCGGCUUGGCAUGGGAUUGCUGCAGGUCAAGUUCUGGUUCCAAAACAGGCGCUCCGCAAAGAAGGUACGUAUAAACAAGAUGGAGCAGCAGGAGGGUAAGAAGUUGAGGGAAGAGAACGAGAUGCUGCUAGCUGAGAACAAAGCCAUGAAGGCGGAAAUACAGAGCAGGACAUGCAUCGGCUGUGGAGGCCCAAGGAUGCACAUUCAUGACUGCAGGGACACCCCAGAGAAGCAGCGCCUGCGCAUGGAGAACGCAAUGCUCAAGGACCAACUCAUGCGUACCAAGGUGUUCGUCAGCGUUUUGACCGGAAAGGAUGUUGAUGAUGCUGCUGCUGCAGCAGAAGAAGGGGCCUUGCCUGCUGCUUAUAGCCCCUACGGCCUCAACAAUGGCGGCCGCCCCUUGGUGAUCAACCCUGCUGCCGCUGUGCCUGCACCGUCCAUGUCUUCUGCAGCCAGAAGCAUUGCUGCCAGCCAGAUCACACUUCUUGAUCAUCUCAUCGGUGCUUGUGAGGAAUUCAAGAUGAUUGCGAGCAUGAAUGAACCUAUGUGGCUGAGGACCUCGGAUGGAGAUGUGCUCAACAACCAGGCCUACAAGAAUGCCACUUACCCGGGCAUCCUCGGGAUCUGUCCCAAGGGGUUUGCUGUGGAUGGCACCAGGACAACCGGCAUCGUGUUGGGCAACGCUGCCGACCUCACUAGCAUCUUCAUGGAUCCGGUACGUACACACUAGCUUUGUCCCAGUAACCAUACACUCUUUUGUGCUCCAGGUAGCUAGGAAUGCUCAUAGUUGCAUAUAUCUUUGCAGGCUCGCUGGUCUGAGAUGUUCCCAGGCAUUAUUGUGGCAGGUGUAACCAGCAGCGCCAUCAUCAAUAGCAGUGCUUCGCAGCCUAGGCUGGUCCAACUGGUGAGCUUCAACGUUCCAUAUUACCAUAUAUUGUCUGACUCAACACGUCAUAUGAGCCGCUCAUACAGUUUUCGGUCAGAAACACAUUAUGUACUGUUUUUGUGUAUUUCAUUAAUCCCACUAUUGGUUUUAUAGCUGGUGAUGGAUGUGUUGUAUCCCUAAAUCUGUGGUGCAGGUCCAGAUGAGCGCAGAGCUGAAGGUGCUGGCACCGAGGGCGCCAGUGGUCAGGGUGAGGUUCAUGAGGCAAUGCAUGCGGCUCCAGCCAAGAUUAUGGGCCGUGGUGGAUGUG
This is a messenger RNA of Brachypodium distachyon (stiff brome), 1489 nucleotides long. RefSeq names its product homeobox-leucine zipper protein ROC6-like. The record is from RefSeq and is a predicted model, not a curated record. Gene Ontology annotation, molecular function: DNA binding; DNA-binding transcription factor activity, RNA polymerase II-specific. Lineage: Eukaryota; Viridiplantae; Streptophyta; Magnoliopsida; Poales; Poaceae. Gene Ontology annotation, biological process: regulation of DNA-templated transcription. The coding region runs from base 1 to 1026 and encodes 341 amino acids. The transcript is spliced from 3 exons.